This is a messenger RNA of Trypanosoma grayi, 1596 nucleotides long. RefSeq lists its product as hypothetical. NCBI's taxonomy places the organism in Eukaryota, Euglenozoa, Kinetoplastea, Trypanosomatida, Trypanosomatidae. The record is from RefSeq and is a predicted model, not a curated record. Bases 1 to 1596 code for a protein of 531 amino acids. The transcript has a single exon.
AUGAGCGUGGCAGAGCGACUGCGGGCGUUCCGCUACACCACCAGCGCGCGCGAUAUCCCGUGGGCGCACCUGCGCGGCGUCGACGUGGCGGCCCAUCGUGUGGGGGAGCCGGACCUCCACCUCAUGAAGAACUUGGUUUCUCUAGUCUCGGACUGUAAUCUCUCCAAAGCAACAUUCCCGACUAUAAGGUCAGCGGAUGUGUGCCAGCUCCUUAGUGUUUUGCAACUCGCCUUGCAGUUCACACUGUGGUCGCAGUCAAUUCUCAAGGAGCAGCUGGUUGAGAAGCAAAGCGGCGCUGCGGUGCAGCGCGUCCACUCGCAGUACGUGGAGGGGUUAGAAGCGAAACUGGACGCCUCACGCCGAGAGGCCCUGAAGCUGCAGGAGGAACGUGACACUAUUCAGAUGGCCUGCAGGAGCCUCGAACACCGCCUCACGCAGGCUGAGGCAACGGUUCGCUGUCUAGAGAAGGACCUUCAGUUCGAGCGAAAGCGCCUACAAGAGUCACUUUCCCUUGUUCUGAAAAAUCAGAGGCAGGAGGAGGGGCAUCAAAAGGACGUGCCACCCGCACCGCAUCUGUCUCCACCUGAAUCGAAGAAAAGCGUCACACAAGAAGAGGAUGGGGCAUCCGGGUUGCGCCGUCGGCACGAGGGUCAUCACAAAAGAAGGGCACGUCAACGCCGAUCGUGGCGUGGCGACACCUCCACUAGUACAUCCUCCUCUGCCUCGUUAUCCUACAGCGGUGAGGCAGCGCGGCCAGGCAGGGGAAGCCACCGUCGCGCUGAAUGGACAGCGCUGCGACGGGUGCUACGUGAACAGCGGGCAGAAGCAGCUCCGUCGCAUUUGCCCCUCUCAGACGAGAAUACCACGAGAAAGAGCGAGGCAGCAAUCCCCACUGACGCACUGAAUGCACUCCAUGAGGAGAUUGAGGCAGCACAGGCUCGGAUAACAGCAUCAUGCGAAGCAGCACGUUGCUCUCUUGAAAAUGCGGCUGAAAAUAUCCUGCAGCGGACUGAAGCGAUGGCCAAAAAAGCAAAAGACUAUGUGGACAGUUUCCAGUCAUCGUUGGCACAGCAACAGACACAAGGGAUGCAGGGUGUCAAGGACUUCUUCACACAAUGUCAGACGAACGCCCAAUUAAUGAUGGAGGCGCAGUUGGCCAAGAUGAUAGAUGGGCUGAAAGUGGAGACCCUGCAGCAGCAGCAACAACUACAACAACAACAGCAGCAGCAGCAACCUCAAGCAUCUCUUCCAUCACCUUCAUUAGUACCGGCCAAUGAAUCAGGUGAUGUGAGCGAGGCGACGUGCCAACACUGCCGUCAGCGUCUCCCCACCACAGAGCUAGACGCACAUGAAGAGGAGUGUGAACUUCGCUUGUUGAAGUGUUCGCAGUGUGGACAGGCUGUUGUUGCACGCCUUCUCGCGAAGCACAAGUGUACCAGCGGGACCCAGAGUGAGACAGAGACCCCUUCAAACACGAGCCUCUUCCGGGCAUCUUCGUUGAUGCUGCAGCAAACGCAAAGAGAGUUGCAGAUGCUGCUGAAGGAAGACAGUGAGAAAGAACAGAAUGAGGAAGGGGGUCACGGGAGCCCGUUAUAG